CUUUCCGUCACUACACACCAAUUUUCUUCCACUAUAUAUUUGGAUCUUAAAACUACUUUUCUGUGUCCUUCGAAAAGAACUCUCUCUACACCUUAUUAUAUACAUUCUUAAUAUUUCUUUUUCUUGAAUAUUUAGUUUCUCUACUCACACACACUGGUCUCUUGACCUCCUCCCCCUCUGCCGCUUCCAUGGAUUCCGUUGUCUGCUCGGCCGACGAGCUAGCUCGGCUCUUUGGCUCCAACGUAACCAACGCCAACGCGGCUGCAGACUUCAUCUGUUCCCGUUUCAACACCUCCGACGCAAACUUCACCGCUACCAGAUACGCCGUUGACAACACCUACCUCCUCUUCUCUGCCUAUCUCGUCUUCUCCAUGCAACUAGGAUUCGCCAUGCUCUGUGCCGGCUCAGUUAGGGCAAAAAACACCAUGAACAUUAUGCUUACGAAUGUCCUCGACGCCGCAACCGGUGGUCUUUUCUAUUACCUUUUCGGUUUUGCCUUUGCCUUCGGUGGUCCAUCAAAUGGCUUCAUCGGCAAACACAACUUCGGUCUAAAAGCAAUCCCAUCAGAAACUUUCGAUUACAGCAACUUUCUUUAUCAAUGGGCGUUUGCGAUAGCCGCAGCUGGAAUCACUAGCGGUUCCAUAGCGGAAAGAACCCAAUUUGUAGCUUACUUAAUAUACUCUUCCUUUUUAACGGGCUUUGUUUAUCCAGUUGUGUCGCACUGGUUCUGGGCAACCGACGGUUGGGCUUCUGCAUUCAACACAGAUAAUUUGUUGUUUAGUAGUGGAGUAAUCGAUUUCGCCGGAUCUGGUGUCGUGCAUAUGGUAGGUGGUAUUGCUGGUUUUUGGGGCGCUCUUAUUGAAGGACCAAGAAUUGGCCGUUUUGACCAUACAGGCCGUUCUGUUUCUUUACGCGGACACAGCGCUUCUUUAGUUGUUCUUGGCACUUUCUUGCUUUGGUUCGGUUGGUAUGGGUUUAAUCCCGGUUCUUUCAACAAAAUCUUGGUUGCUUACACCGCCGAUAGCUAUAACGGUCAAUGGAGUGCAGUUGGUAGAACCGCCGUUACAACCACACUAGCUGGUUGCACUGCGGCUUUGACUACUCUUUUUGGUAAAAGAAUUUUAUCUGGCCAUUGGAACGUGACGGACGUUUGUAAUGGUUUGCUCGGUGGUUUUGCUGCCAUCACUGCUGGUUGCGCCGUUGUAGAGCCAUGGGCGGCGAUUAUAUGCGGUUUUGUCGCCGCUCUGGUUUUAAUUGGGUGCAACAAAUUGGCUGAGAAGUUCAAAUAUGAUGAUCCAUUAGAGGCUGCGCAGCUUCACGGAGGUUGUGGUGCUUGGGGUGUGAUUUUCACGGCGUUGUUUGCUAGAGAGAAGUACGUGGCUCAGAUUUACGGGGCGGGUGUAAAUCACGGGUUAUUCAUGGGUGGCGGUGGAAGGCUUCUGGCUGCUCAUGUAAUUCAAAUUCUCGUGAUUAUCGGAUGGGUGAGUGUUACAAUGGGUCCAUUGUUUUUAGUUCUACAUAAGCUUAAGCUUUUAAGAAUCUCAGCGGAGGAUGAGAUGGCGGGUAUGGAUCUGACCCGACAUGGUGGAUUUGCUUACAUUUACCAUGAUGAAGAGGAGACUCAAAAGCAGGGAAUCAAGUUAAGGAAAAUUGAACCAUCAAGCACAGCUCCUAAUAAUUCAUCUACUGUUUGAUUAUUGUUUCUUUUAGUAAAGAUGUUAUCUUUGUAGGAAUUGUGUUAGAUAAAUUUAAGGAUUUUAGUGGGUGGGUGGUGCAUAAUGGGGAUAAAGAAGACUUGGACUACAAUGGGGAUCUGUAAUAUUAUGGCUGGAGGGUCAAAAUCGUUGAAUUUGAAGUGGAAAUGCUUUUGUUUUUUACCUUUAUAAAGAUGUGAAUACGUAAUUUUUGUGUGUAUUAGUUUGAUUUUUCCUUAGUCAAGGUUUGAUCUUUGACAAAAACACAACAUGGGUUGUGGGCCAUUCUUUGGGCCCCGCUCCUGUGGAAAAGGAAGAAUCUCAUGAUGCAAUAAAGUUGGAACUGGUAGUUCGCUUUGAAUCUUCUUGUAA
Molecule: messenger RNA, 2066 nt
Organism: Jatropha curcas
Lineage: Eukaryota; Viridiplantae; Streptophyta; Magnoliopsida; Malpighiales; Euphorbiaceae
Gene: AMT1;1
Product: ammonium transporter 1;1
Biological process (GO): ammonium homeostasis; ammonium transmembrane transport
Cellular component (GO): plasma membrane
Molecular function (GO): ammonium channel activity
Source: RefSeq, a predicted model, not a curated record